AUUUAUUUAAUGACUUAGCAACAUUGAGGCUAUGUUUAGCUGCUUCACUGCAUUCCAUCUUGUUUGUUCGUCUCGUGGCUGCUGCACAGUCGACCUCAGCAUUCUUUAACCCUUCAAUGUUGACCUUUCACCUACAGGAAAAGAAAUAUCUAUUUAUCUUCCGUUGUUACGAACUCCGACUGUGUGUGUUAAACGUGAUUCAAUGUUGACAGCUAUGGUAUCUCUGCUACAUUACCAUAAAACGUGAUAUUUCACCACAUAAUUUUAGCUGACUUAAUAGUUCCACACCGUCUACGUAUUUGACUAGCUGGCUAGCUGCUAGCAAACAAAGGAACGUUGUAAAACCAUUAUUUUUACACUGAAUCGCAUGACGAACAGACUAACGUUAAAUGUUAUCCUCUAGUUAUUUGGGACACUGAAGAUGUAGUAUUUUGUUAAUAAACUCGAUGUUUUCGAUCACGCUUUCAAUAUAUCUGUGUAGGCCUAAUGUCAUGACUCAAUCGGUUAAAAUGCUCGGUGAAGCUCCAAAACACCUAACAUGUCAAUGGAUGCUAAUGCACAUACUGAUAGCAUUGACGAUGGGAUUGUAAAGUGCUUGCGCCAUUCUUUUGAGCAACACGUUCUGUGCCUCCAAAUUUCUCAAGAGGAAAGCUCAUCCUGCUCGUUGACUCCGCAGAUAUGAUUUCUGUGUGUCACAUAAGUCUUUGUCUUCCAGUCUCAACAAUUUCAUGUACAUCAUGGGCCUGUGAAGUGACAGCUUUGAUGUUGUUAUCAGCAUGGAUGGAGAGACUCCUCAAAUUCAUCUGGUUUCAGGAGAAGGUUCAGCAGUGGGCCUAGGACAUCGCAUUCAGAUUGUGACAGAUCAACAGACAGGCCAGAAACUACAGAUUGUUACAGCAUUGGAGCAGCUGUCUGCUGGGAAACAGCAGUUCGUCUUGGCCAAUGCAGAUUAUGGCACAGCAGGCAAAGUGAUUCUAACCAAGCAGGAGUCCCCUCAGGGCAAAGUCAUUCUUGCUACACCCGAUGGCAAUCAGCUAUUGUUUACCUCCUCUGACCUAGCUGGACAACAAAUACAGUUUGUGACCGAAGAUGGUUCUGAGCAGUCACCUGUCAAGACUUUGGUUGAGUACUGUGUGGUGUGUGGAGACAAAGCCUCAGGGCGACACUAUGGAGCGGUGAGCUGUGAGGGCUGCAAAGGCUUCUUCAAGCGGAGCAUCCGGAAGAACCUCAUGUACACAUGCAGAGGAUCAGGAGAGUGUGUUAUCAACAAGCAUCAUCGCAACCGCUGUCAAUAUUGUCGACUGCAGCGCUGCAUAGCUGUUGGCAUGAAGCAAGAAUCUGUUCAGUGUGAGAGGAAGCCAGUGGAGGUAUGCAGAGAAAAGCCCAACAACUGUGCUGCAUCCACAGAGAAAAUCUACAUCCGGAAGAACCUGUGCAGCCCACUGACUGCAAUGCCCACCUUUGUGACCAGCAAAGCAGCAAAAUCCUCAGGUUUGCUGGAGUCUAGCAUGCUACUAAACAUUCAGCAACCUUUUCCCAAAGUGGAAAACACAGUCCUGCUCUCAGCAUCUCCUGAAAUGAAUGAGCACUCCCAGGAUGACCUGAGCACUCUCGCAAAUGUGGUCACGUCCUUGGACCACCUGAACAAGGCCCGGGAGAUGAGCGAUGGCUGCCCCGACACGCUGACCACAGAGAGGCAAAGCAACGAGGAUGGCACCACAGCUGAGGUUCCGAUGGAUAAAGAGCAAAGUGCGAGUGACAUAACAAGGGCAUUGGACACCCUGGCAAAGGCUCUGAACCCCGGAGACAGCCCUGCUGAGGAGACCCUGGAGGCCACCAUGCAACUGGUGUCGGGAGACCAGUCUGGCAGCAUCCUGGAGCUGGAGGGCCCGUUGCUCUCAGACUGCCAUGUGCCCUUCAAGCUAAUGAUGCCUUCGCCAACGCCUGAAUACCUCAACGUGAACUACAUCUGUGAGUCAGCCUCCCGCCUCCUCUUCCUCUCGGUGCACUGGGCGCGCUCCUUACCUGCAUUCCAACUUUUAGGUGGGCAAGAGAAUGAAAUCAAUUUGAUGAAGGCUUGUUGGAACGAGCUGUUUGCUCUCGGCCUGGCUCAGUGUUCCAGUGUGAUGAACGUAGCCACUAUCCUGGCAGCCAUCAUCAACCAUCUUCAGACCAGUCUACAGGAAGGUCAGUACUAUUAUAUUACUCCACCACAGACCAGUCUACAGGAAGGUCAGUACUACUGUAUUACUCCACCACAGACCAGUCUACAGGAAGGUCAGUACUACUGUAUUACUCCACCACAGACCAGUCUACAGGAAGGUCAGUACUACUGUAUUACUCCACCACAGACCAGUCUACAGGAAGAGAAGGUCUCUGCCGAGAGGAUCAAGCUGGUGAUGGAGCACAUCUGGAGGAUGCAGGAGUUCUGCAACAGUAUGGCCAAGCUCUCCCCAGAUGCGUACGAGUACGCCUACCUCAAAGCUGCCGUCCUCUUCAGCCCUGAUCACCCAGGCAUUGACAACACCCUGCAGAUCGAGCGCUUCCAAGACAAGGCCAUCAUGGAGCUGCAGGACUAUGUGGUCAGGACCUAUCCUGAGGACGCAUACAGGCUGUCCAAGCUGCUCCUGCGUCUCCCGGCGCUCCGACUGAUGAGUGCGGCCAUCACAGAGGAGCUCUUCUUCGCUGGUCUCAUUGGCAAUGUCCAGAUCGACAGCAUCAUCCCCUAUAUCCUUAAGAUGGAGUCCACCGACUACAACAGCCAGGUGGUCACUGCGACAGUCUGAUUCAGUGAAGUCCACUGUCUUGGCUGUACUGCUGAUCACAGAUUGCAUGAGCAAGAUGGGCACCUGCUUAAGGUCCUCCUACCUUCAGUUGUUAAUACUGUGGAUGGAGUUAAUCAUUUCUGCCUUAAAAGAGGAGAGACAACAGGCCCAGAUAUGUGAUCAUCCAUGUAAGACAAAGAAAUGCAGCCCGUCAUGAGGUCUAGUCCUGGCAUUGACCUGAUCGUGACUAGACCUGGAUAGGCUUUGCCACAAAAUAUUUACUCAUGACCGGACAUGCCCUGGAACACAAUGGCUGCUGUGCAUGAAGGCUGUUACAGCCACGCCGAAAGGUGAAUUUUCAUCAACUGUUUCUGUAUUUUCAUUAGUUGAUUUAUCAUUGCAAUCAAAGCCAUAUAAACAGAACAUUUCAUUAGUCGGGCCAAUUCUUGCUUAUGGUUAAAUCCAUUACAAUUAAUGUAAUUAAUAAUGAUUUGAAUAAUGAUAAAAUUACCAUUCUAUGUAUUUAUUUAUUUAACAUAAAUAUUUAGCAUAGAUGGGAACCCUUUGAUGGUGGAUGAGCCAACAUGUAAUUGUGUCUUUAUGACUCACAAUGUUGUGAGCUUGGUGAAAAGCUGAAUAGUGUAAACAGACAAACAGCUAGCAGAACCCAGAGCUGUGCCCACACAACAACAUGCUCCACCAGCCCACAGAUAUUUCUUUUACCAGUUUUAGCUACGAAUGCUUUGGGAGUUAUUGUAUACGCAAUCAAAUUUUGUCUUUAAUUCCGUAUUUUAUUGUAAGCAUUUUUAUGGGUAUAGUAUAAGAGUUUUUCUACUUUGAUAUGUCUUGUCAUUUUGGAACAUUUGAGAUUUGCACGCUUUUAAAAUGAGUUUUAAGGGUAUCGGACCACAUGGUGCCCAUCUUGCCGUUCCAUCUCAGUUCUGUUCUCGUUUAACUAUCUUGUAUAUCCAACUGUGGUGAGUGUAGCCAACAUCCCACAAAAAAAAAAACAAAUUUAACUAAUGCAAAUUGGGCCAUGUUGGCUUCAGUGGGCUGCAACAAAUAAUUAAUAACUUAAGAGGUUGAAUUAACCGCCUGUUCUAAUAAGUCUUGUUUUAACCGCCUGUUUUGGUUAUCAAUCAAUCGGUUUCAGUAGGGGGUUUUUUUUUUUCUCUGAUUCCAUCUUGCUAAAUUUGUUUUUUUUCUAGCUGACUUACAGUUCUAUGACAAACUGAAUGUGUUUGGUGUAAGGACAAAACAAGGCACCAUAUGGCUUGGGCUCUGGAGCACACUGGCUAACGUUUGAUACCACCUAAUAGUCCAAACAGAUAUUUCAGGAAUUGAACAAAUUUAACAGUAUUCAUUUAUUAUUAAGAUACUAUUAAUAAUAAUAUCUGAUUAAUAGUAAGUUACAGUCCUAAUUGUGACAUUGAAACUUCAGAGGCCUUUACAGGGUAGUUUUAACUUCUGAAUGACCUUUUUCUGUCAUACAUGUAUAAAUUUGUAUAGAGGUAAGUGUUACAGACCACUAUGAGGCCCACCCUUUUGAGAACAACAGUCUUGGGGAGGGGAGCGAAGCCAUUUUAUUGUGUAAGUUGGUUGUCAUAACUUUAAUCAUGUAGAACACCCAUUUGCAUGUUCUUGAGAAAAUCUUUUAACUUAAAAGUGUCAAAGUAUCCGGUUGUCUUUGAUUUCACAAGUUAAUGAAUUGGCUUUUUUUGUAUGGCUUAUGACACAUUUUGACAUUGUGGUGCUGUAAUAACCUUCCGGUAUAAUAUCAGCAACACCUUGUUCAGCUUCAGGCUUGUCUAGUUCCCCUAAAUUGUAAUGAGGGCUUUGAAACGUUUUUGAACAGAGAGAAGAAAGCUAAAAUGACCACACUAUGUGACAGAAUAGUAUUCAAAUGUGAAAAGGAAAGAGGAAGCAGAGCAACGGCUUGCUUCUGAACUACUGAUUAUGAAGAUAAAGGAGGAAAACACAGAAGGUUUACCCAAGUGAUGUUGCAUCUGGAGUCCUUCAGUUAUGGGAUAUAGCUGACCCACAGCAACAAUUUAGAAGUGUUUAGCAAAACAUAUCAUUUCACAUUUCAGCCUAAUUUCUGUCAAAUAAUAAAUAACGUAAUAUCA
This is a messenger RNA of Alosa alosa (allis shad), 4891 nucleotides long. RefSeq names its product nuclear receptor subfamily 2 group C member 2-like. Gene Ontology annotation, biological process: anatomical structure development; cell differentiation; negative regulation of transcription by RNA polymerase II. Gene Ontology annotation, molecular function: nuclear receptor activity; RNA polymerase II cis-regulatory region sequence-specific DNA binding; zinc ion binding. The record is from RefSeq and is a predicted model, not a curated record. Bases 777 to 2786 code for a protein of 669 amino acids. Lineage: Eukaryota; Metazoa; Chordata; Actinopteri; Clupeiformes; Clupeidae. The transcript has 13 exons.